Gordionus sp. m RMFG-2023 is the source of this 1487-nucleotide messenger RNA. Its product is annotated as KICSTOR complex protein ITFG2-like. Gene Ontology annotation, cellular component: KICSTOR complex. The coding region runs from base 284 to 1456 and encodes 390 amino acids. Gene Ontology annotation, biological process: regulation of TOR signaling. The transcript is spliced from 7 exons. The record is from RefSeq and is a predicted model, not a curated record. NCBI's taxonomy places the organism in Eukaryota, Metazoa, Nematomorpha, Gordioida, Chordodea, Parachordodidae.
UUAUUUUCUAAUGACAGCUUAUUAAUCUAGAUUUUAAAAAAUUAAACUUAUUUUCUAAAAAUUAUUAAUACUCUCUCCAAAAGAUGUUGCUCACCUUAUGUUAUAAAUCAAUUAAUUACUUUAUGUCAUUGCUAUAAACACACCUAUAUUUUUUAUAUUUAUCUAGAGUAGAGUCUAAUUUGUAAAUUUAUAUAUGAAGCUGCUAAAUUCAUUCAGGAAUUAAUAUAAUUAUAUAUUUUGUCUUAUUAUAUAUUACUACAAUCAAAUAUUAAAGUAGUGAUAUAUGCAUCAAAAAAAAUAUUUUCAAAAUCAAAUUGAGUUGCCUCUAUAUGGUACAACAAAUAAUUCUUCUAUCAUAUUUGAUGAUGUAGAUAAUGACAAUAAUAAUGAAUUGAUAAUUGGUAUCUUAGAAGGCAAGGUAUCAAUAUACAAAGGUUCUAAUUGCCAAAAGGUUGUAUCUAUAUACAAUUUAGGCAUGAUAACUAAUGUAUUAUGUGGAAAAAUUUAUUUAAAAGAUUAUAAUAAUUUGCUUGUUAUAUCUGGUAAAGGUAAAAUUCACAUUAUUGAAGUUCCAUAUUUAAAAAAUGAUCCUCUAAAAACUAAAAUUACUCUGAUGCCAAUAUAUAGUCAGCAUAUACCUGCUAACACAAAAACAGGUAUCUUAAUUGAUUUUGAUGGUGAUGGACUUGAUGAAGUUGUUAUAGGUUUGACUGAUAGAAUAGUUAGAUCUUUUAAAUGGGUUUUUGAUGCACAAGUUAAAAAUGACCUCCAAAUCUCAACACAAAAUUUAAAAGGAAAAUUUAUAGCUUAUCAUAAAUGGGAACUCAUAAAACAGAUAGGGAAUUUGUCGUAUGACUUUAAUACAGGUUUUUUGGGAAAAAUAGAAGAUAAGUAUAAAACUUUGAGGUUACUUUGCUCACAGCCUAAAAAUUCCUAUGUGAUUUUGCCCACACAAGAACAAUUGAACAAUGAUAAUUUAGAAUACUUCUCAAACUUUCAGCAUCCUGACAUUUCUCCCAAUAAUAAUAUGCCAGUGGAAUAUAUAACUAUAACACCAUCACAACCUCAAGAAAGCUCCAAUUCAUCAACUGAAAUAUGUGGAAGCUUAAUAAUAAAUUUACAAGAUGUGAAACACUCAUAUUCUGCUUUAAUAACUAUAGAUGGUAAACUUUAUGUUCUACUCAAAGAUAGUGUUGUAUAUUCCCUCAAUCUUAAAGACUCUUUGUUUGGAUUAGGGAAAUUAAAUUUAUUAGAUAGAGAUCAUGAUCAAUUCAUUUUUUCUUCUUGGCAGGGAAACACAUACAUUUUAGAUCCACCAAAUAAUAUCACUGUCCAUCAAUUUAACCAAGAUGUCAGAGCUUUUUCAUUUGGUUACUAUUCUUUUAGGGAUUCGAAAAAACUUCCAUGUCUCAUAUAUAUUACCCUGGAUAACAUUGGUUACUUGACUUAUGAUUGAUGUUGCCUCCGAUUGUUUUUAUAAAUUUGUC